This is a messenger RNA of Eruca vesicaria subsp. sativa (arugula), 303 nucleotides long. Lineage: Eukaryota; Viridiplantae; Streptophyta; Magnoliopsida; Brassicales; Brassicaceae. The record is from the annotation of a GenBank genome assembly.
AUGAAGAUCGGACUUACCAUAACCAUCAUACUGUUAUCAGUGGCGACUACUGUUUUAGGAAGCGAGCCUAGUGGCCAAGGAGAGAGUGCAUCGAACGUACACGCCACCUACAAUUUCUACAACGCAGAGAAGAAUAACUAUGAUUUGAUGGCCACGAGUGUCUUUUGCGCCACGUGGGAUGCUGGCAAACCAUACGAGUGGAGGAGCAAGUAUGGCUGGACCGCCUUCUGCGGACCGGUUGGUCCUCGUGGUCUAGCUGCUUGCGGCAAGUGCUUGAGGGCCGGGAAUACAAGAAAAAACUGA